This is a messenger RNA of Momordica charantia (bitter melon), 6433 nucleotides long. RefSeq names its product Tetratricopeptide repeat (TPR)-like superfamily protein. Gene Ontology annotation, molecular function: nucleosome binding; protein binding. The record is from RefSeq and is a predicted model, not a curated record. Lineage: Eukaryota; Viridiplantae; Streptophyta; Magnoliopsida; Cucurbitales; Cucurbitaceae. Gene Ontology annotation, cellular component: nucleus. Gene Ontology annotation, biological process: chromatin organization.
GGAAGCAGAACUGAACGCCGAACGGCGAACACGUCCGAAACCUCAAACUUCUGAAGAAAACCAAGUUUCGCGGGCUAAAUGUAAAAGCAAAAAUCUGGGUGGAUCAACACCGCUUCCAGUAUUUCGAAAAAUGUUUUCAAUCUCUGCUAUCAAUGAUACGGACUCCAGAAAUCAGUGGGAGCCCUUAGCUCCCACUAAAGAGGCUCAGGAAUUCCAUCUAACGCAAACUUACCAUGACGGGCUUCUUAAGCUACAAGCAAAAGAAUAUGAAAAGGCUCGUGAAUUGUUAGAAUCCGUUCUCAAAGAUCAGUUGAUAGCAUCUGCACAGGUUGAUGGUGAAGCUGGUGAUAAUCAUCUACUGCAGCUCAGAUUCUUAGCACUUAAGAAUCUUGCCACUGUAUUUCUACAACAGGGAUCUGCACAUUAUGAGGGUGCUCUGCGUUGUUAUCUUCAAGCUGUGGAAAUUGAUACUAAAGAUUCUGUUGUUUGGAAUCAGCUGGGAACUUUAUCUUGCUCUAUGGGCUUACUUAGUAUUUCACGUUGGGCAUUUGAGCAAGGACUUGUAUGCAGUCCUAAUAAUUGGAAUUGCAUGGAGAAGCUACUGGAAGUUCUAAUUGCCAUACGUGAUGAGGUUGCCUGUCUUUCUGUAGCAGAACUGAUUUUGAGGCACUGGCCAUCACAUUCUCGUGCUUUGCAUGUCAAAUGUACAAUUGAAGAGGUGGAGUCUGUUCCAUAUGCACCCAAAGGUAUUGAUAAGCUAGAACCAAAACAUGUCCGGCUCAAAUUCAUUGAUAAGAGGAAGGCUAGUAAAGAGGAUCUUAAUGAAGAUGUCAAAAUUAAAAGGUCAAAUCAGAAUAUAGAUUUCCAUCUAGCAGAAGUUUCCUGGGUAGGCCUUGUUGAUGCACUUCUAGAUAUCUUACAUCCAUUGAGCGGCUGUGGGUCUGAGAUGGAGGUUGAAAAAGUGCUUAGAUCUGGUGAUGUUAGAUUAAAAAUAUGCAUACCUCCCAGUUCAGAUCGUAGUUGUGCAUCUAUGGAGAGGAAAGAGAUUACUUAUACCUCCACUUGUGAAAAUGCCUCUCUUGCAGAUUCUAACACUGAAAGUUCAUCUUCUUUUAAAGAAAAAGAGGCAAGUGGUUUGGACGAACAUCCACAGGAGAGACGUAGUACACGUCUUGAAAGGCUAAGAAGUCGUAAGCCCGGAAAGGAAGAAUUAGAUUAUUCAACAGGCAAGGAUCUUGCCAGGGUUGUAACUCAGUAUCUUGAACCCUUUAUUUCCAGUGGAUCAGGAACCAAAGAUACUAACCAUGAUACCAGGAAUUCUGCUUCCUAUCCUGAUCGGGAGAAUACAUGGGAUUCGGACUGCAAUGAUGUUCACACUUUUUUGGUAGAAACUUCAUGUAAUUAUGGUGCUUACCAUGUGAGUCAUUUGCUUUUAGAAAAGCUUUCAAGCACAUAUCCUUCAUACCAGGAUACGUUUGUCAAAUUUCUGGACUUGGAAAAGUUAACAAGACGUUGGGGAAAGGACAGGUCUCUUGAAUGCAAUCUUUUCCUUGCUGAGCUCUAUUUUGACUUCGGGUCAUCCUCUUCUGACACUUCCAAGCAAACUGAAUUCAUGUCAGAGGCUUCAUAUCAUCUUUGCAAGAUCAUUGAAUUAGUAGCCCUGGAAUAUCCCUUGAAUUUGAGUUCUGUACCAAAGGGUGAUAAUUGCUCUAGCAGUCUUCAAGGUGCCAGCAGCAUAUCAUCUGGAAACUCUACUAACCAGCAUUUAUUUGUUGAAAAUUCACUUUUAACAAGUAACAAAACCUUCUGGGUAAGAUUCUUCUGGCUAAGUGGGCAAUUAUCGUUGCGGGAUGGAAACAAGGUAAAAGCCUGUGAAGAGUUCUGCAUCUCUUUAUCUCUUCUGGAUAAGAAGAAUGACGUGGAUGAUUCUCUCUCAUUGGUCUGCCUCCCUCACUGUCGGGUCUUGAAAAGGUUAACCUUGGAUAGAAUACUUUAUGAAAUUAAUGUUUUAAAGCUUGACCUCUUGAUGGAGAAUGCUGUACCUGAAAUGUUUGAGAAAGAAAUGUAUGUGGAGUGCAUCCCUUUACUCUCUCCACUUCUAUUUGGUGUACAGGAAGUCGACCUUGAUGCUUUAUCCUUACAAUUUUCGGGAAGAAAAGAUGCAGGGAUUACUUCGGUAGAACUUGCAGCGAUUGAUGUUUUAAUCAAAUCAUGUGAGAAGGCAAAUCAUUUGGAUAUCAAGAUAUAUUUGAAUUCUCACCAUCGGAAGCUACAAAUACUCAUGGCAGCUGCUGGAAUGCAUGAAUACUUUACAUCCUGUAAAUCUUUUGUUCAGAAGUCAGAGGCAAAAGCACUUUCUGAUGUAGAACCGAAGGAUAGUCCAAGCAGUCACUGGAACCAUCUAGUUGCAGAAGAAGUAAAAGCAAUAUCUCAAUGUAUAUCACAGAUAAAGAAUUCCGUCGAACAUUCUGGAGACUCUAAUGACAUUCAGACGAGGAGCAUUUGUGAUAUGCAGUUCUUGCUUUUAUCGGUUAUAUGUAAUGUUAUAAACAUAUUCCUCAGCAAGAAGUCUUCUGGGGCAGCAAUUCCUGAUCAAGUUGAAAGAUGCUGCCUUGUAGAUGCAGCCAUUGCGUUCUGUAAACUCCAACAUCUUGAUCUUUCCGUGCCUGUCAAGUCCCACGUCGAGUUAAUUGUUGCAACACAUGACCUACUUGCAGAGUACGGUCUCUGCUGUUGGGGUGAGGGUGAAGGGGAGGAAGGAAAGUUUCUUAAAUUUUCCAUAAAGCAUCUCUUAGCUUUGGAUAUGAAACUUAAACUGAACAGCUCGGUAAAUGGGAAAAUAAUUGAAUGUGAUGACAUAGAAUUGCAGAAUUGUCACGUAAAGACAUCACCAGACAGAUCAAAAUUAAAUGCACAAGAUUUUGGGUCAAGUCAGAAUGAUGAAACCAAAUCCAUGGUGAAGGAUGCUAUGGAGGGUAUAACACAGGAAGGCUUGUCAACUCAUAAUUCGAUUUUGGAAGAUGCUACAGAAGGAGAAUUUAUUAAGCAAGGAAGUGAGGAGUCUGUUGGCAAGUUCAAUGCUGGUGAAAAUAAUAGCGACCAACUUGUAGAAUGUGAGGAUGAGCAAAAUGAAGAUGAAAGGGAGGAGCUAGAAUUAAAAAUCGACAAUGCCUUGGAUCAGUGCUUUUUCUGCUUGUACGGGUUAAAUCUCAGAUCUGACUCAUCCUAUGACGAUGAUCUAUCUCUACAUAAAAACACUAGCCGUGGGGAUUAUCAGACCAAGGAACAGUGUGCUGAUGUUUUCCAGUACAUACUCCCUUAUGCGAAGGCUUCAUCUAGAACUGGACUGGUCAAGCUGCGAAGAGUUCUAAGAACCAUUCGCAAACACUUCUUAAAACCACCAGAGGAUGUAUUGACUGGAAAUGUGAUAGACAAGUUCCUAGAUGAUCCCAAUUUAUGUGAAGAGAAACUCUCUGACGAAGCUGGUUCAGAUGAGUUUCUUGUAACAAUGACGAAGAUAUUACUUAAUGAUGUAGGAAGCAUUAAACAGUAUAGAACAUCAGUUUUGGGAAGUUCUGAACCAUAUUUGGAAGUUUACAGCAACUUGUAUUAUUUCCUUGCUCAAUCCGAAGAAAUGAGUGCAACUGACAAAUGGCCAGGUUUUGUGCUCACCAAGGAAGGGGAGGAAUUUGUACAACAUAAUGCAAACCUCUUUAAAUACGAUCUAUUAUAUAAUCCUCUGCGAUUUGAGAGCUGGCAAAGACUUGCACAUAUUUAUGAUGAGGAGGUAGAUCUGUUGCUCAAUGAUGGCAGUAAGCACAUAAACGUUGGAGGAUGGAGGAAAAAUGAUACUUUACCCCAUAGAGUGGAGAUAAGCCGAAGGAGGAGCAGGCGUUGUCUACUAAUGAGUUUAGCUUUAGCAAAGUCAGCACCUCAGCAGCGUGAGAUACAUGAACUACUGGCACUUGUGUACUACGACAGCCUUCAAAAUGUGGUUCCAUUUUAUGAUCAACGGUCUGUGGUGCCACCGAAGGAUGAAGCAUGGCUCAGAUUUUGUGAGAACUCAUUGAAACAUUUCAACAAAGCUUUGGCACAUCAGGUUGACUGGUCUCAUGCAUUCUAUAUGGGCAAACUUAGUGAAAAGCUCGGGCUUUCACAUGAUAAAGCACUAUCAUAUUAUGCUAAAGCUAUUGCCUUAAAUCCAUCAGCUGUCGAUUCUAUUUACAGGAUGCACGCAUCACGCUUAAAGUUUCUUGGUAAAUGUGGAAAACGAGAUCUGCAGGCUUUGAAGGAUCUUUCAACUUAUGCCUUUAGUCAGUCAACUAAAGAUGCUGUGAUGGAAAUAUCAAGUAAGUUCGGUCCCAAGACUUCAGAUUUACUUCCAGGCAUGGAUGACAGUGAAUCAUAUUUUGAGGAUUUAAAGCAUGACAAAUUCCUCAAAGUGGAAGAAGCGUGGCACAUGCUCUAUAAUGAUUGUCUUUCUGGUCUUGAAACUUGUGUUGAAGGAGAUCUUAAACAUUAUCAUAAAGCCAGAUAUACACUUGCUCAAGGUCUUUAUAGAAGGGGUGAGAGCGGUGAUGUGGACAGAGCAAAGGAUGAGCUCUCGUUUUGUUUUAGAUCAUCUCGCUCAUCCUUUACCAUAAAUAUGUGGGAGAUUGACAGCACGGUCAAAAAGGGAAGGCGCAAAACACCUGGUCUUUCUGGGAAUAGGAAAGCACUUGAAGUUAAUUUACCAGAAAGUUCUCGGAAGUUUAUUACUUGUAUUAGGAAGUACUUGUUGUUUUAUUUGAAACUGCUGGAGGAGACUGGAGAUAUCUGUACCCUUGAGCGUGCUUAUAUAUCACUUCGAGCAGAUAAAAGGUUCUCAUUGUGCAUUGAAGAUCUUGUUCCAGUUGCUCUAGGGAGGUAUGUCAAGGUUUUGAUUACAUCCAUUCGUCAAGUUGGGAUUACGAGCUCUGGUGAUGCAAGCGGUUAUGAACAUAUACUAGAGAAAAUGUUUGCUCUGUUCAUGGAGCAGGGAAACGUCUGGCCAGAACUGUGCAGUUUGCCUGAAAUAAAAGGCCCCGGAAUAUCAGAAAGCAAUUUGUUUGGGUAUCUUCAUGAUCAUAUCAUUACAUUGGAGAGAAAUGUCAAGGUUGAGAAUCUUGAAGCAAUGAAUGAGAAGAUUCGCAAACGUUUUAAGAAUCCAAAGUUGUCCAAUAUUAACAUUGCAAAAGUUUGCAGGCAUGCUUCUACUGCAUGGUGUAGAUCCCUUAUAAUUAGCUUGGCACUGAUCACUCCCGUGCCUUCUGAAUCCUCGACUGAAAUUCAAACGUCAUGUUCCUUACCUUGUGGUCUAGAAAGUAACCAGCUUCUUUGUGUGGAUUUGCAAAUUAACGAAUUAUGGAGUUCAACAUUUGAGGACUCAACACAUCUGAGAAGUCUUGAACCAAAAUGGUGCCCGAUUUUGUCCAAAAUGAAUAACGUAUUUGUUAAAAGAGCUGCAGAAGUAAACUGGGAAACUGCUAACUCUUUGCUCCGAUCUUCGUACAAUUUUUUUCGUGAGAGCUCCUGCGUUUUACUUCCAUCUGGCUUGAACCUGUAUCUAGUUCCACAUCGAUUAGCAAUAGGAGUAAACUUCCAACAUCGCAUGGAUGGUGUUGAAAUCCUAGAUUUCAGCAUGCCAAGGAAGCUUCUCUUGUGGGCGUACACCUUAGUGCAUGGUCAUUUUGCUAAUAUUUCAGCUGUUGUGAAGCAUUGUGAAGAGCAUCUCAAGUCAAAGUUAAAAAAGGGAGCUGGAAAUCCCGCCACACAAACUCACUCGAACUUGCCUGCAGUGAUAUCUUCGCCAACAGUUCUAGGAAUCGGAAAAGACGGUUCAAACUACAGUGGGGAGACUGAUGCAGAAACAUCUCCAGUCACCCCUGUUACAUCUGCUUCAUUGCCGGGGAGUAGUCAGAGCACAGGAAGUACAAUUCCCCUUCUUUCUAGUGGCGACACUCGCAGGAGUUCAUUUCAUGGUCCCCAACUUCAUCAAUGUAAUAAUGUAAAUGCAGAGAGGAUAGGUAAUGGAGGAGAUUCAGACAAAGGAUGAUAAUCCAGGCGCCUGCUCCUUACGAAGCUUACUUUUAUAUCCUGUAAUUUAUUGAAAACUUGCAAAGAAUAGGUUGUAAAUAUCCAUUUCAAUUCCCAAAUAUACACAUUUUUUAGGCAUAUAGUUCAUAACCCACCCAAAGGACCCGGCGAACAGGUCACCUGCUUGAGUUGAAAUGAUGAUCAAAAUUUUCAUAUCUGAAUUGUAAAUGGCAAGUGUGUGAGCGAGAGUGGUAAACUAUGAAGCAAUUGCAGUCCCUUAAACCCUAGAUUUCUAGCGAGUAAAAGAGACUAGUUUUGGGAAGUUUGAAAUUGCAAACUUAUGUGAAUUCAUAAGAGUAAAAAGGAUUGUUUAUUGAAC